This is a messenger RNA of Tetrahymena thermophila SB210, 1335 nucleotides long. RefSeq lists its product as hypothetical. The record is from RefSeq and is a predicted model, not a curated record. NCBI's taxonomy places the organism in Eukaryota, Ciliophora, Oligohymenophorea, Hymenostomatida, Tetrahymenidae. The transcript has 2 exons.
AACAAUCAAUUAAAGUCUUUUUGCAAAGUGAUAAUAAAAAUUAAAAAACGAAAAAAAAAUAAUAAUAAUUAAUAUACAAAACAUAAAAACUAAAAAUUAAAAAGGAAAAAGCAUUCAUCCAGACAAAUGAAUAAGAAAUUAUUAGUUGUCCUUUUCGGAUUCCUCGCUUUGGCUGCUGCUACCAACCAAAGUGAAGAAGAAGGUUCUUACACCAUCGAUCAAGCUGCAAAUCUUUUAAAUGACUUACUUGCAGAUUCUCAACAAAAUUUGAGCGAUCUCCAAGCUGCAUGGGCCAAUAAGGAACCUCUUUUACAAGGUGUUAUUGCUGGACUUGAAAGCGAUCUUGCCAACAAGUAAGCUGAAUGCGCUGAUCUCUAAGGUACCCUUGAUGCUGAUUAAGCUUCCCUCGAUGAAGCUGAAGCAUACGUUGCCUGGUUAUAAGACAGAAUUGCUGCUAACCAUAAGCAAAUUGACGACUUACUCAACAGAAGAUGUCAACAAAACGGUAACUACAUUGAAGGUCUUAAGAACGACAAGCUCGCUCUUGCUCUCUUAUAAUUCCUUGAAGCCUAAAUUCAAAACAAGGAAUCCUUCUCUUUCCUCCAAAAGAAGAACUUCAUGAAGAAACUCACCCGUUUCUUGAGCAUCUACAAAACUGGUAACUAUUAAUAACUCGCUCUCCUUGAAAAGGAAUACGUUAACGCUGAUGACUACUCAGUUAAUCCCGACUACUCUACUGGUGACAGAACUGCUGACGAAAUCGGAUCUGGUCACAUUGAUAACGACAAGGGUGAUAUCGAUGUUGCUGACUUCUAAGAAGGUGAAAGAAAGGGAUGGUACUAAGUCAAAUAAGAAUUAUUAGACCUCUUACACAACUUAGAAUAAACUAUUGAAGCCAAGAUCUAAUAAGCUUAAGAAGAUGAAGUUAACUCCAACUCCGCUGCUGCUGACUUCAAGAGCAAACUUGAACACGAAAUCCAAGUCUAUGAAAGAGAACUUGCUAAGUGGUAAUAAACCGUUGCUGCUUUGACUGCCACCGUUGCUUAAGACCACGAAAACGUUAACAACUGUCACUCCUAAGAAGCUGCCAUCCAAGCUAACCUCGAUGCUGCUAAUUAAGACUAUGCCAAUGAAAAGGCUACCUUCGAACACAAGCAAGCCAACUUACAAGAAGAAAUCGAAAUCUUCAUUGAAGUUAUUGCUUACUAUGACGAUAACGUCCAAAAUGCCGGUGAAGACUUAAAGGAAAGAGUCGAAGAUUAUAGUGAUGGUAACUUCGAUGAUGCCGCCACCUACGAAAAUAGAUAAGUCCCCAAUAUUGACUUCAUUAACUGA